Molecule: messenger RNA, 3765 nt
Organism: Heterocephalus glaber (naked mole-rat)
Lineage: Eukaryota; Metazoa; Chordata; Mammalia; Rodentia; Bathyergidae
Gene: Celf6
Product: CUGBP Elav-like family member 6
Molecular function (GO): RNA binding
Source: RefSeq, a predicted model, not a curated record
GGCGGGGCAUGGCCGCGGCGCCCGGAGGGUCCGUGCCGCCCGCCGGCCCCGGCCCGCGCCUGGGCUUCAGCACCGCGGACAGCAGCGUCGCCACAAGCGGGCUGAACCCGGGGGCCGCGGUGCCCAUGAAGGACCACGACGCCAUCAAGCUCUUCGUGGGGCAGAUCCCGCGGGGCUUGGACGAGCAGGACCUCAAGCCGCUGUUCGAGGAGUUCGGCCGCAUCUACGAGCUGACCGUGCUGAAGGACCGGCUCACCGGCCUCCACAAAGGCUGUGCCUUCCUCACCUACUGCGCCCGGGACUCUGCUCUCAAGGCCCAGAGUGCACUGCACGAGCAGAAGACCCUGCCAGGGAUGAAUCGUCCGAUCCAAGUGAAGCCGGCUGCCAGUGAGGGCCGAGGAGAGGACCGGAAGCUGUUUGUGGGGAUGCUGGGCAAGCAGCAGGGUGAGGAGGACGUCAGACGCCUGUUCCAGCCCUUUGGCCACAUUGAGGAGUGCACGGUCCUGCGGAGCCCGGAUGGCACCAGUAAAGGCUGUGCCUUUGUGAAGUUCGGGAGCCAAGGUGAAGCCCAGGCGGCCAUCCAGGGUCUGCACGGGAGCCAGACCAUGGCGGGUGCCUCGUCCAGCCUCGUGGUGAAGCUAGCAGAUACUGACCGCGAGCGUGCCCUACGUCGAAUGCAGCAGAUGGCCGGCCAGCUGGGAGCCCUGCACCCUGCGCCACUGCCCCUUGGGGCCUGUGGCGCCUACACCACUGCGAUCCUGCAGCACCAGGCAGCCCUGCUGGCGGCAGCCCAGGGUCCUGGCCUCGGCCCAGUAGCAGCUGUGGCAGCCCAGAUGCAGCAUGUUGCAGCCUUCAGCCUAGUGGCUGCACCUCUGUUGCCUGCAGCAGCCAACUCCCCACCUGGAGGUGGUCCAGGCACCCUCUCUGGUUUCCCUGGACCCAUCGGGGUCAAUGGAUUCGGCCCCCUGACCGCCCAGACCAACGGGCAGCCGGGCUCUGACACGCUGUACAAUAAUGGGCUCUCUCCCUACCCAGCCCAGAGCCCUGGUGUGGCUGACCCCCUGCAGCAGGCCUACGCUGGGAUGCACCACUAUGCAGCAGCCUAUCCAUCGGCCUAUGCCCCAGUGAGCACAACUUUUCCCCAGCAGCCUUCAGCCCUCCCCCAGCAGCAGAGAGAAGGUGAGGAACUAGGGGUUGGAGAUGGGGGCCUGGUGGGGCUGGACCAAGGCCCUCCCCUGAACCAGCCUGCUCCUGUCCCUGCAGGCCCCGAAGGCUGUAACCUCUUCAUCUAUCACCUGCCUCAGGAGUUUGGGGAUGCGGAACUCAUACAGACCUUCCUGCCCUUUGGAGCCGUCGUCUCUGCCAAAGUCUUUGUGGAUCGUGCCACCAACCAGAGCAAGUGUUUUGGGUUUGUUAGUUUUGACAAUCCAACCAGUGCCCAGACUGCUAUUCAGGCCAUGAAUGGCUUUCAAAUUGGCAUGAAGAGGCUCAAGGUCCAGCUAAAGAGGCCUAAGGAUGCCAACCGGCCUUACUGAUCUGCUCUCACCAACAGCCACAGAAAGGUGUCAUCCUCCUCUGUCUGCAGAGACCCCAGGACACCUGUUCAGCAAAACUGGGGUCAGGGAUCCAUUCAAAGUUCCAUGAACUCCAACCACGGCACCAGGAGUCACACAGGACAAACCUGGCCCUGGGACCUGGAGUGUGGCCAUGGAGAAUAUAAUUCCAAUGAAUGGGUUCGCAGGCUGGAUUAAGCUAAAGUGGUGUCUCUUCACAAGCUCAAGUCUGCAGGACUGGGGAAUUUCCUUCUUCUUGGUUUGGGAUGGAAGAGUAGAAAAGGCAGAGAGCUGAAAUGAUGCAUGUAUGUGAUUUUUACAGAGUGAGGAGCAAGCACAUUAACAAAAUUGUCACUGAAGGACUGGCCUAAGGGUCUGAACUGGAUAGGAAAACAAAUGAAGCCAGGAAGAUCCUGGAAACUAUGAAUCAGCUGAGAUCCAGGACGAGUAGCCAAGCUGGUAGUAGAGAUACCAGUGGUUAGAGAGGGAGUCCUGGAAAGUUAUGGAAUUCUGGAGUUUGACCUUUCAUCCAUGUCACAUACCCCCUGCACAUACUCCAAGUAGUAUGUUCAAACACACUCCCAGACGUGCAUGGCUCUCAGAAAACAUUGUGGGGCCCUUCAUCAUGAGUUGUUUUAGGGAACAGGGCCAACUCCUUCUGCACCUGCUCUGAGCUUCUGUACUCUGAAACUUAGCCAUGUCCUUCAGUUUUUUCAGUUAUUUUAAGUAGUGACCAAGACACAAACUAAAACUGACACAGUAUUAUGGCUCAGGAUGAGUGACAAGGCAAAUAGAGAGGGCAUCAAAAGGAAAACCAGUCAGAAAGCAGAGGGUAUGUACUAACAUUAAAAAAAGCAUUAUUGGGAAAUUUCUGAUAGGGGUUGGCUGGCUCAGGAGAGAUGGAUAUGGCUUUUUUUUCUUUUCUUUUUGGUGCAGGGCACGGAAUCCAGAGGCCCAUACAUGCUAAACACAUACUCUAUCACUGAGCUAUGCCCCCAGCCCUGCCUGAGUGUUUUCACUCAGGACCAAGGCCUACCUUGUUUCUGUUGUGUCCAGCUAAAAAGAGGGAAGGAUAAAGGGAAGUGGAUCCAUAAGCCUUUUUGCAAUAGUACUGAUGAAAAAGAGGGCUGUGUGGAACUCUAAGACUGAUAAAGAUGCAAAUUGGGGAGGUCAUGUCUAGGGUUAAUAACCAUAAUAACUACAAUGACAGGUUUAACCUUUGGACUGCAGAUGCCCACAACUUACAGUGGGGUUACAUCCCCAUUAACCUGUUGUAAGCUGAAAUACAGAAAGUUGUAAAUGCAUUUAGCAUGCCUACCUUCUGAACACCAUAGCUCAGCAAUGCUCCACUGUAGAAUAUAUGUCAUUUACCUUCUUGGAGAUAGUGUGGGAGAUGUUGUAGCUUUAUGUGCACAACAGAUAGGUGAUCUGCUGGCUCUUGGAGACCACAGGGGCAUCCUGCUCUCACCGUACUUCCUUGUGUGUGUGUUUUUUUGGGUUUUUUUUGGUACUGGGGAUCGAACUCGGGAACUUGCGCUUGCGAGGCAGGCACCAGAACCACUGAGCUAAAUCCCCGGCCCUCACCAUACUUCCUUAACAUCCUAACAUGAACCUAAAGAAUAUGGUCCUGUCCUAUAACACUUCCAUGACCUCUGCCACGAGCCCAGGCAGUAUAAAUCCUUUAGAGUAACUGAGGGUGGCCCUACAGUCAUCAUAAUAUAACUAGCAUUGGGAUUUUCAUCCCAUUCUGGGUCUCUGCUCCUUUGGGCAUAUAAAGUCAGUAAAUCUCCUCCAGACCUGAUGGUGGAAGACUCUCAGUUAAUUGGACAGAGCCUAGUUAGUUAACACCCUUGGCAACUCCCCACAUUGUAGGAAAAGGAAAGCCAACUUUGGGACUCACUGCAGUUGCCAUCUCUGGCUGUGCCCACCCUUCAUUCUUGAGGGUGAACUGUUUCUUUUUUUUUUUUCCAUACUGAGAUCGGACUCAGGACCUUGCAAAUGCAAGGAAGGUGAGGCACCACUGAGCUAAAUCCCUAUCCCCUAGGGUGGACUUUUCUUACUAUUACCACCUCUGAGCUCCGCCUCCCUGGAAUUCUCCCAAGUGCAUUUAGCCUCAAAACUAAAACCGCUUGAGUCAAGCAUGUUCUUAAGCUUUCUCAUCAGCCCACUCCUUCUCUGUGGAGGAUUUUUUCCUUUUAAUAAAUCUCUGCCU